AUGACCACCUGCAGCCGCCAGUUCACCUCCUCCAGCUCCAUGAAGGGCUCCUGUGGCCUUGGUGGCGGCUCCAGCCGCAUCUCCUCUGUCCUGGCCGGAGGCUCCUGCCGAGCCCCCAGCACCUACGGGGGCCUGUCGGUCACCUCCUCCCGCUUCUCUUCCGGGGGAGCCUGUGGGAUGGGGGGUGGCUACGGGGGCGGCUUCAGCAGCAGCAGCUUUGGCGGGGGCCUCGGCGGGGGCCUGGGUGUUGGCUUCGGUGGGGGAUAUGGUGGUGGCUUUGGUGGUGGAAUCAGUGUUGGCUUUGGCGUUGGUGAUGGUGGCAUCCUCUCUGGCAAUGAGAAGGUGACCAUGCAGAACCUCAACGACCGGCUGGCCUCCUACCUGGACAAGGUGCGGGCCCUGGAGGAGGCCAACACCGACCUGGAGGUGAAGAUUCGCGAUUGGUACCAGAGGCAGCGGCCCAGUGAGAUUAAGGACUACAGCCCCUACUUCAGGACCAUCGAGGACCUGAGGAGCAAGAUCAUUGCGGCCACCAUGGACAACGCUCAGCCCAUCCUGCAGAUUGACAAUGCCAGGCUGGCAGCCGAUGACUUCAGGACCAAGUAUGAGCAUGAGCUGGCUCUGCGUCAGACCGUGGAGGCCGACAUCAACGGCCUGCGCAGGGUGCUGGAUGAGCUGACCCUGACCAGAGCUGACCUGGAGAUGCAGAUCGAAGGCCUGAAGGAGGAGCUGGCCUAUUUGAAGAAGAACCAUGAGGAGGAGAUGCUGGCCCUGAGGGGUCAGACGGGUGGAGAUGUCAGCGUGGAGAUGAACGCAGCCCCUGGUGUGGACCUGAGCCGAGUCUUGAACGAGAUGCGUGACCAGUACGAACAGAUGGCGGAAAAGAACCGCAGAGAUGUCGAGGCCUGGUUCCUGAGAAAGACCGAGGAGCUGAACAAAGAGGUGGCCUCUAACAGCGAACUGAUCCAGAGCGGGCGCAGCGAGGUGACCGAACUCCGCAGAGUGUUCCAGGGCCUGGAGAUCGAGCUGCAGUCCCAGCUCAGCAUGAAAGCGUCUCUGGAGAACAGCUUGGAGGAGACCAAAGGCCGCUACUGCGUGCAGCUGCAGCAGAUCCAGGGGCUCAUCUGCAGCGUGGAGGAGCAGCUGGCCCAGCUGCGCUGCGAGAUGGAGCAGCAGAGCCACGAGUACCAGGUGCUGCUGGACGUGAAGACGCGGCUGGAGCAGGAGAUCGCCACCUACCGCCGCCUGCUCGAGGGCGAGGACGCCCACAUCUCCUCCUCACAGUCCGGCCAGUCCUAUUCUUCCCACGAAGGUAAGACCUCCGUCUUCUCGUCAUCCUCCCGCCAGCCCAGGCCCAUCCUCAAGGAGCAGAGCUACAGCCAGAGCCAGAGUUCCAGAAACUGA
This is a messenger RNA of Jaculus jaculus (lesser Egyptian jerboa), 1404 nucleotides long. It is a transcript of the gene Krt16, whose product is annotated as keratin 16. The transcript is spliced from 8 exons. Bases 1 to 1404 code for a protein of 467 amino acids. Lineage: Eukaryota; Metazoa; Chordata; Mammalia; Rodentia; Dipodidae. The record is from RefSeq and is a predicted model, not a curated record. Gene Ontology annotation, cellular component: keratin filament. Gene Ontology annotation, molecular function: structural molecule activity.